UCUUUCUUUCCCUCAUCAUGGCCGACCGGUACCAUAAGGUUCUGGUAAUUGACGGCAGAGGCCAUUUGCUCGGUCGUCUCGCCGCUCUUGUGGCAAAGCAAGUUCUGCUGGGCCACAAAAUAGUAGUUGUGAGAUGUGAGGGCAUCAACAUCUCCGGUAACUUUUACCGAAAUAAAUUGAAGUACUUGGCUUUUCUUCGUAAGAGGAUGAACACGAACCCGUCCCGUGGACCCUACCACUUCAGAGCUCCCAGCAGGAUCUUCUGGAGGACAGUCAGAGGUAUGCUUCCCCACAAAACCAAGCGGGGUCAGGCAGCUCUGGAGAGGCUGAAGGUGUUUGACGGCAUCCCCCCUCCUUACGACAAGAGGAAGCGCAUGGUGGUCCCUGCUGCUCUUAAGAUUGUGCGUCUGAAGCCCACCCGCAAGUUCGCUGUGCUGGGUCGCCUGGCUCACGAGGUGGGCUGGAAGUACCAGGCAAUCACAGCCACCCUGGAGGAGCGCAGGAAGGAGAAGGCUAGAAUGUUCUACAACAAGAAGAAGGUGCAGAUCAAACUGUCCAAACAGGCGGAGAAGAACGUGGAGAGCAAGAUCGCCAAGUACACGGCCGUGCUGAAGCAGUACGGUGUGCUGGUCUAAGCGCGCUCUGUGCCCAGUCGUAAUAAAUGUUUAUAAAAACUCAA
This is a messenger RNA of Electrophorus electricus (electric eel), 679 nucleotides long. It is a transcript of the gene rpl13a, whose product is annotated as ribosomal protein L13a. Gene Ontology annotation, molecular function: structural constituent of ribosome; mRNA binding. NCBI's taxonomy places the organism in Eukaryota, Metazoa, Chordata, Actinopteri, Gymnotiformes, Gymnotidae. The record is from RefSeq and is a predicted model, not a curated record. Gene Ontology annotation, cellular component: cytosolic large ribosomal subunit; ribosome. Gene Ontology annotation, biological process: translation; negative regulation of translation.